AUGAACCGCAUCGACGUGCACCACCACUUCAUCCCCCCUGCCUAUGUCAAGGCUUUCAACUCAACUCCUGGUGACCCCUCUGGCUGGCACCUCCCCAAAUGGACACCAGAAUCGACCCUCUCCCUCAUGACCUCUCACUCCACCCGCACGGCCAUUCUCUCCCUGACCGCACCGGGCACCUCUAUCCUAUCCGAUUCUCUAGUAGACUCGGUCACCCUCGCCCGGCAAAUAAACCUCUAUGGCUUCCAACUUCACCAGGAAAACCCCACUCGGUUCGGGUUCUUCGCCAGCCUCCCACAUCUGACACCUAAAACCAUCCCCUCGGCUAUCGAGGAAGCGAUCUAUGCUCUGGACACACUCCAGGCUGACGGCAUUACUCUGUAUACUCGGUAUAGUGGAACCGGGUACCUCGGUCAUGCGGCCUUUGCGCCGCUCUGGGAGGAACUGAACCGCCGAAAGGCAAUAGUCUUCAUCCAUCCGACAAACACCGCCUCAGACGCCCAGAAUAAACCUGAGAUGGUCAAUGCAAAAUUACCGCAGCCGAUUAUUGAUUAUCCGCACGAGACAUGCCGAACGGCGGUCGAUCUGAUCACCUCAGGGACUAUCUCCAAGAACCCUGAUGUGAAGAUCAUUCUGUCCCAUGGAGGUGGUACACUGCCUAUUCUCGCUACUCGGGCAGCAAACCUGCUUUACGAUGCGGGUCUGACCGAGAUAACCCCAGAGAGAUUCCUGGAGCAGGCUAGGGGGUUUUAUCUCGAUCUCGCGCUUUCUGGGAACGAGGGGAAUUUGGAGUUGCUGGUGGGCAAGAAUGGGUUUGCAAAGACAGGCCAUGUGCUAUAUGGUAGUGACUUCCCAUAUGCUCCGGUGGAGACAAUUAACAAGUAUGUUGGGGAGAUGGAGCAUUUCCUUGGGCAAGGAGGAGAGAAGGAGGAGGAGAUUGCCCGGGGUGCGGCGGUUGAAUUAUUUCCGCGAUUCCGGAUUGAGGAGGAUAACAGGGAAGCAUUUUACGAAGCUAGGCUGUAG
Molecule: messenger RNA, 1023 nt
Organism: Penicillium samsonianum
Lineage: Eukaryota; Fungi; Ascomycota; Eurotiomycetes; Eurotiales; Aspergillaceae
Product: amidohydrolase family protein
Exons: 2
Coding region: 1-1023 (340 amino acids)
Biological process (GO): secondary metabolic process
Cellular component (GO): cytosol; cytoplasm
Molecular function (GO): carboxy-lyase activity; hydrolase activity
Source: RefSeq, a predicted model, not a curated record